AUGUCUGGGGAGAUCGCAAUCAGAGCUGCACCCAACGCUUACAGCUGCACCCAACGCUCAGAGCUGCACCCAACGCUCAGAGCUACACCCAACGCUCAGAGCUACACCCAACGCUCAGAGCUGCACCCAACGCUCAGAGCUGCACCCAACGCUCAGAGCUACACCCAACGCUCAGAGCUACACCCAACGCUCAGAGCUGCACCCAACGCUCAGAGCUGCACCCAACGCUCAGAGCUACACCCAACGCUCAGAGCUACACCCUCAACGCUCAGAGCUGCACCCAACGCUCAGAGCUACACCCUCAACGCUCAGAGCUACACCCAACGCUCAGAGCUGCACCCAACGCUCAUAGCUGCACCCAAUGCUCAGAGCUACACCCAACGCUCAGAGCUGCACCCAACGCUCAGAGCUGCACAACGCUCAGAGCUGCACCCAACGCUCAGAGCUGCACAACGCUCAGAGCUGCACCCAACGCUCAGAGCUGCACCCAACGCUCAGAGCUGCACAACGCUCAGAGCUGCACCCAACGCUCAGAGCUGCACCCAACGCUCACAGCUGCACAACGCUCAGAGCUGCACCCAACGCUCAGAGCUGCACCCAACGCUCAGAGCUGCACCCAACGCUCAGAGCUGCACCCAACGCUCAGAGCUGCACCCAACGCUCAGAGCUGCACCCAACGCUCAGAGCUGCGCCCAACGCUCAGAGCUGCACCCAACGCUCAGAGCUGCACCCAACGCUCAGAGCUGCACCCAACGCUCAGAGCUGCACCCAACGCUCACAGCAACCAAGACCCAGCCACGGAUGAAGCGGAAGAAAAUGGAUGGAUGGAGAAAUAUCUCCAGGUUUAAAAGUAUAAUAAGAGGAUUUUAG
Molecule: messenger RNA, 870 nt
Organism: Knipowitschia caucasica
Lineage: Eukaryota; Metazoa; Chordata; Actinopteri; Gobiiformes; Gobiidae
Source: the annotation of a GenBank genome assembly